Drosophila kikkawai is the source of this 423-nucleotide messenger RNA. It is a transcript of the gene BBIP1, whose product is annotated as BBSome interacting protein 1. The record is from RefSeq and is a predicted model, not a curated record. NCBI's taxonomy places the organism in Eukaryota, Metazoa, Arthropoda, Insecta, Diptera, Drosophilidae. Gene Ontology annotation, biological process: receptor localization to non-motile cilium; cilium assembly. Gene Ontology annotation, cellular component: BBSome.
CACCCACCCACGUUCAUACUUUUUGAUAAAGUCGCUGCACGAUUUAAAUAAAACAAAUAAAUAAGACGGCGAGCGAAGAAACGGUUGCCUGGCACUGCAACACCUAGAUUCUGCCGUCGCGGAGCCCCACACCACCCCAAACCCCGGGCCGUCGAGCGCCAAAGCAUGUCCGCUGUGGAGGCCGAGGUGCUGAGGAAAGUGAAUGAGAAAAUCGAUCUGAUAGAGCCCACCACCGGAAAGUUGUUCUUCGAGCACAAAUCGGAGCUGGUCUUUUGCCGGCCGCACCUGAUGCCGCUGAAGACGCAGGCUCUGGAACGACUCGAGGAAAUGCAUCGCGAGACUGCGCGCCAACUGCAGAAGAAGCGCAGUAGCCAGAGUAACCCAAGGAAAAACACCGAGCCCGCAGGCUCUCGCAAUGAAUAA